AAAAAAAAACCCACUCUUCUACCCUCUUUAUCAAUUCUUCUCCACCGCGUUUGACUUCACCGCCUUUUAUUCUCACUUCUUUCUUCUUCACUCUUCCUUCGCCUUCCGGUUUUUGGAUCCCACCGCCUCAUCUCUCUGCCUCCACUCAGAUAGUCGUUCUAACUGGUCUCUAGAUCCUUCUUAUUCGCACAACACAUUUACGGGUUAUGCUUAUCGUUCCAAUCCUCCAUUUCUUCAUCUCACUGUCAAUCCACAGUCGGUCUCCUCCUUCUUUAGCUGAAGAACCCUCUACUUGAUCCAGGUGACCGCCUCAAAUUGAGUACUUUUGUUGUUCAAGAUUGUGUGUGUUUUGAAAGACUAGAAAAGAACGCCCAAGACAGAGAGACUGGACGAUGUCAAAAGGGACGCAGGAAGAAACAGAAGGUUCGUCGGAUCAUGAAUCCGACUUCCAAACUUGCAGGUUGAUGGAAGUCAUAUCGGUGCUCAUGGAACUUUUGAGAUUCAGGUUCGUUGCGAAUCCCUCUCUAAUUCAUCUGCUCAUUAUCCCUACGUUUUUAUGUAAGAUAAUGAAAUAUUCAUCCGCUUACUGGGGCUCCCAGUUGAUAAUCAAAACACAGCGGUUGCGAUGACAACACUGAGGAAUCAUUUCAAUCGAACAAAGAAUUUCCCUUUUGUGAAGAGAAUUUCAGAGUUCCAUGUGAUGCUUUUGUUGUUCUUGGCUGAUGGAUUUGAGUCUACAGGUGAAAAAAGAUGUGAAAAGAGUUGCAGGUUAAGAUGGAAACAAAGAUCAUUAUCACAAUUAACAGCAACAUCUGAUUCAUUAGUAACAUAGACAGCACUAACAAUCCAUUGUAGUGUUCGGUUUAAUUUGUUUCCGAUUUCAGAAAUCUUAAAUUUAAGUUUUUUGUUUUAUUUACGGGACAGUUUAUCAAAGGGAUGUUAAUCACAAUGAAAACCGUAGACCAAAGGUUACAGUUUAUAUUAAUUUAUUUCAUAACCUAGACCAAUUUUCAGCAAGGGUAAGUAUGAAUGUAUUAUCAGUUUACAACUUUUUGCUGAAAUUAUUUUGUUUCUAUGGUAACAUGUGUUUUUAUUGUGGUUUAUUUCAGAAUUGGAACAUAUUCUCACUGACAUCCUCAACCAGGUCCAUAUAUCUACACGCCAUAUUUCAUUAUUUUCAAUCAGAUUUCAUUUUUAAUUUUUGCUGAUAAUAUCAACUUUGUUUUUUAUUUUUUUUAUUGUAACUGGACCAGAUAAUAUGGGUAGGUUCAGAAAGUUAGCAAGCAGAGAACUUCCAGAGGCGAUGAAACAGUCCUUACAUACAUUAAUUGCAGUUUUUUUUCAAUUAAAUUACAGUUUUUCCGGUGUUUUUUUUUUUUUGUAUAAAGGUCGAAAAAAAUAUUUUUUUUCCGGUCCUUAUUCGUUUUUUUUUAACGUUUUUGGUCUUUGUCCUAUGUUUAUUUUAUUAUUAAAUUGGGGGUAGGUGUAGGGAUGAUUUUGCCUUUGUUUAGUAAAUAUGUUUCCUUUUUUUUCCAUUGUCAUUUAUCUCAUCUAUUUUGGACAUGAGACUAACAUGCAACUUUAUCCUUUGUUGUUCUUUUUACUAUCGAGUUACACCAUGGCAUUUUCAAACAUAUGAAAAGACUUGAUAAUGAAGGAUGCACCUGGGUAUUUUGUAGCAUCUGAAAUGACUUGAUAAUGAAGAGGUAAGUAUGAUUUUUUUCUAAUAACUCAACCAUGAUUCGAUUUCCAGAAAUUUUACUCCAUAUAAUCUAUUUUACUGCCCCGCUUUUGCAUCCCUUAAAAAUCUAUAAUUAAGGCAUAUAUUUAUACUAACAUUAUUCUAAGUUCUUUAUCUACACUACUAAAAUUGCAAUUAAGCCAAAAUCAUUGAAGAUAAGAGCCUCUGCCGGAAGAAUGCAUGAAACUAUAUGUGUGAGGAUAAUAUCCUACUAAAAUAAGAAAAAUAUGAAGAUGUUUCAUGCGUUAGUUACCACUUCUACAAAAGAAGGUGUCAUUUCGUUAUGAAGAAACGAUUUUGGGUCCGACGAAUAAUUAGAAGCUUGGUUAUGAGAAUAUAUGUGUCUCUACAAGUAAGUGUGUGGUGCAAAAACAGGAAGAUCGUGAACAAUGAAAUAGGAAAAGAUAUGAGGUUGGUGGAAUGCCUUGCAGCAAGAAGAAAAAUGCAAUGCGAAUGCUUAAUUAUUUAUUUCCGUGGAUUAUGA
This is a messenger RNA of Lactuca virosa, 2225 nucleotides long. The record is from the annotation of a GenBank genome assembly. Lineage: Eukaryota; Viridiplantae; Streptophyta; Magnoliopsida; Asterales; Asteraceae.